CAGCUGUCAAGGAACAGCUGAUGUAAAUGUAAAGUUGUUUUUAAUUGGGAAAUUUGUCAUUUACCUAAAAAUAGAUAAAAUCAGUUAAAAAAGCAAGUGUUUUCCACCCUUUCUCAAUAUGCCUUUCUCACCCGUCCCAUCGGAAAUCAAGCCGGUGGCCCAUUUAAUGAAAUUAGCGGAUGAACAUGACCAGCGAAACGUUGUGGUCGCCUAUUGGGCCCGCAUGGCAGCUUGUCGUCUGGCCUUAAAGAUGGUCCCUGGAAAAAAGUCUCCCGAGUUUACAACUCUGCUUAAUGAAAUUCUUAAUUGGUUGGAGAAGGCCAAAGAAGAGCACCGUAGUAAUGAAGGAAUAUGUAGCGAGACCACUGCACAAGCUUUAAUAGAAGAGUAUGCCCUAAAUUUAUUUAGUCAUGCAGAGAAACAAGAUGCAGCGGAGAUUUUUAACAAAAAUACUGUUAAGUUGUUCUACACAGCUGGCAUGUUAUUUGACGUCCUAGAACAGUUUGGCCUCUCAGAAGACCUUCAUGAAAAACAAAAAUAUGCCAAAUGGAAGGCUGCUUACAUACACAACUGUUUAAAAAGUGGUGAGAAACCGCAACCAGGUCCACCCAAUUCUGGAAAUGAAGAGAAUAAUAUGGUCCAUAUUAGUGAGUUGCCUGAGGAAGAACAACUGAGACUUCUGGAAGAAAAGCGUCGGCUACAGGAGGAACAGGAUCGAAAACGAAGAGAGGAGGAAGAAGAGCUUAAUAGGUUAAGCAACUUUGCAGGCAAUAAUACACCUGGGGCAGCUGGAAACAUGCCUGGUCUUAAUAAUGAUGGUUUUCAAUUUCCAAAAUAUUCACCAAUAAGUCCAAACAUUCCUCAACAACCAGGAUCGAUAACUCCAAGCACUCCUCAAGCUUCUGGACCUACCACGCCCGCACCUUCUGGUCCUACUACUUAUAAUUUACCCACCCCUACCAAUUACGGGAUGCCACCCAAUACCCAAAUUCAACUUACCACUGAGCAAAUUCAGAGGGCCCAGAAAUUGACUAAAUAUGCCACAAGUGCCUUGAAUUAUGAUGAUGUCAAAACGGCAGUGGAAAAUUUGCAAAAGGCUUUAAACUUGUUACAGUUUGGAAAAGAGUAGAUUUAAUCAGUCAUUAAGAAUAUCGUUAAAUAAUUUCUGCGAGAGUUAAUAUUUUAGUGGUAAGCUGUAACAAUUUACGUUAUAUUAUUUGUUAUUUAGUGUAGAAUAUUAUUAUUAUUUUCACAUAUGCUUUCAAAGUGUGUUUCUUGCAAGAAAUAAAGCUUAUUUUUAAUAAAGUUGUUGUAACCGUU
Molecule: messenger RNA, 1320 nt
Organism: Anthonomus grandis grandis
Lineage: Eukaryota; Metazoa; Arthropoda; Insecta; Coleoptera; Curculionidae
Gene: Vta1
Product: vacuolar protein sorting-associated protein VTA1 homolog
Exons: 4
Coding region: 119-1129 (336 amino acids)
Biological process (GO): late endosome to vacuole transport via multivesicular body sorting pathway
Cellular component (GO): multivesicular body
Source: RefSeq, a predicted model, not a curated record